AUGUCUAUUCGCGUACUCCUGCGCGAAUACCCUCACCGGUCCAUUGCUCUUGUGACGCCCUCCUACGCCCUCAUCUUCCGCCAUAGUCCGACAACAAAUGAUGCCAUUGCCAACGGGACCCUGCUUUCGGUACAAGGAACUGGUCGGACGUCGAUAGAUGGGCAAAAUGCUCCACGAUGCAUGGUCGAAUUCGCAGAUGUGUCUUCGGUGGAUUUGAGCGACUAUCGAACAUUAAGCCCGCUGCCCAUACAUGGAACGCUGGGAUUGAUCACAAUCAACAAUGAUGUAUUUCUGUGCGUGGUAACUGGUGCUACAAAGGUGGCAUCUGUCAGGCCGGGGGAAACAGUGGAAAAGAUAUUUGGGGUGGCGUUCUACUGUCUGAAUAAUGGCGAUUACGAUAAUACAUUUGGAGAACAUUUGGACCCGUAUGCUUCGGAGGGGCAGGAUUACGGCCAGAAUAUAAGUCGAAGAGAUCCUUUGGAGCAUCCAUGUGUGGAACUUCAGAAGCUGCUGGGAAAUGGAAGCUUCUAUUACAGCACGGACUUCGAUGUUACAAACAGGCUGCAGGAUAGAUCCACAGAUGCGGCUACCUUCGAUAUUGACAAUCUCGAUGACUCUUUUCUUUGGAACUCCUAUAUGAUCAGUCCUUUAGUUAAGUUUAGAUCACGGCUUCUACCACAAGAGAGGGAUGCAUUGGAUAGUUCACGGAUAUUGACAUCCGCAAUUCGUGGUUUCGUCCUGACAAUUACGAUACCUUCCUCGUCUGCACCUUUACGGACAACAAGGACUGGACUUCCAUCAUCGUUGACAUUGAUAUCACGGUUAUCGUGCCGAAGAGCCGGAACCAGGUUUAACAGUCGGGGGAUAGAUGAUGACGGAAAUGUUGCAAAUUUCGUGGAGUCUGAGACCAUAUACUGGAGUCCUUCUGUAGUUGGACAAUCAGAUCCUUCAACCUCAGAGAAGCCAUCUGGAAUUUGCUUCUCGUAUGCACAAAUCAGGGGUUCAGUGCCGGUCUUCUGGGAGCAGGCAGCAGGUCUUCUCCCAGGUCAGCAGAAGAUCACCGUCACUCGGUCACCUGAAGGUACCCAACCGGCAUUUGACAAACAUUUUGGAGAACUGGAACAGAAUUAUGGAUCAGUUCAUGUUGUAAAUCUGCUGAGCGAGACGAAACCAGGCGAGGCUGAAUUGACAAACCUCUACCGAUAUGGGGUGAGACACUCUGCCCUCAAUCAUACAGAAGGACAGAACUCGCACGACCAUCAGCUCUUACGAGAAACAGAAUUCGAUUUCCACGCCGAGACCAAAGGUCCCAAUGGAUAUGAGGCCGCAAGCAUGAUCCGGAGGUUGAUUGAGAAUUCUGCAGAUGGAUUUGCAUACUAUCUCUCAGAGGAGAUCGAUGAUUCUGCAGAAGACCCACAGGAAAAGUCCCCGCGAAGAAUCGUUGUUGUGUUACAGCAAGAAGGAGUCUUUCGCACCAACUGCCUUGACUGCCUGGACAGAACCAACUUAAUCCAAACAAUCAUUUCACAGAUGGCUAUGGAAUCAUUCCUUGCUCAUCGAGGCGAACGUGCGGCUUCAGAUUUCUGGGUGCGACACUCGAGUCUGUGGGCUGACAACGGCGAUGCACUUUCACGAAUUUAUGCCGGAACAGGAGCCCUCAAGUCUUCAUUUACGAGACAUGGCAAGAUGUCAAUAGCUGGCGCAAUUGCCGAUGCGAGGAAAAGUGCAACUAGAUUAUACAUCAACAAUUUUGCCGACAAAGGUCGACAAAACACAAUCGAUGUCUUGCUCGGGAGAAUGAUGGGGCAGACCCCGGUGCAUCUUUUUGAUCCUAUGAAUGACUAUGUGACUGCCGAGCUUUCCAAGAGAAGUUCCGAGUUUUCGUCUUCCGAGUCAAUCAACAUAUGGGCUGGAACUUUCAACUUGAAUGGCCGCACGACAGGUAUUGAGGAAGAUCUGUCAGAAUGGCUCUGUCCAAACCUCCCAGCAUCUCAACAGCACCCCGAGAUUGUAGCCGUAGGCUUCCAAGAAAUCGUCGAACUCAGUCCUCAGCAAAUAAUGAACAGUGAUCCAACGCGGAAACAGGCAUGGGAACGAGCAGUCCGUAAGACGUUAAAUCGACAUGCCCGUGCUGCUGGGAGUGAGCAUUAUGUGCUUCUCCGAAGUGGACAACUUGUUGGCGCUGCGCUUUGUAUAUUUGUCAAGUCGUCCGUUCUCCGUAACAUCAAGAAUGUUGAAGGCUCUUUCAAGAAAACUGGAAUGUCUGGUAUGGCGGGAAAUAAAGGAGCAGUAGCCAUUAGGAUGGACUAUGCGAACACUCAAAUCUGUUUUGUGACGGCACAUCUGGCUGCUGGCUUUGCCAACUACGAAGAAAGAAACAGAGACUACAACACGAUUCAUCAUGGUUUGAGAUUUCAGCGAAAUCGAGGAAUCGAUAAUCAUGAUAGUGUCAUUUGGAUCGGCGAUUUCAACUACAGAAUUGGCCUUGGGGCAGACAAGGUCAAGCAGCUCAUUAAAGCUGGUGACCUAGAGACGCUAUAUGAGAAUGAUCAGUUAAAUCUUCAGAUGGUGGCAGGACUCACGUUCCCAUACUACUCUGAGGCUAGGAUCACUUUCAACCCUACCUACAAAUAUGAUCUUGGAAAUGACACUUACGACACUUCCGAGAAAGCGAGAAUCCCUGCAUGGACGGAUCGUAUCCUUAGGAAGGGUACCAAUCUUCGACAGAUCAACUACAACACAGCUUCGCUUCGCUUCUCUGAUCAUCGGCCAGUCUAUGCGACCUUCCAAUGUACGGUAAGCAUAGUUGAUGAAGCUCGUCGGGAAGCCCUUAGUCGAGAAAUAUACGAGAAACGCCGUUACGAAGUCGGUGGAAACACAGCAAGCAACCCGAAUGAUGAGUCCGAUGACGAAGACCUCAUCGGGUAUGACUCUAUCGAACCCGGAUUACCACCAGCCAGUUCUGAUUCGCGGAAAUGGUGGCUAGAUAAUGGUCAGCCAGCACGCUCCAAUGUCCAACCCCAGCAGAAAGGACAAACUCUAAAUCCAAACCGUCCAUCCAAUCCUUAUACACCGACUGAUGAACCCGAUUGGGUCACGGUACCUCGGAUGGAGCAAGGUCGACGACAGACUACUUCAUCCAAUACUCCCCCUCCUCCCAAUCCACGACCUUCAACUUCAAACAAUACGAACGGUACCCGAAAGUUACCACCGCCAUUCAAUCCAUCUUCAUCUGUGUCCAGUGUCACGAGAAGCCUGGCACAAAACUCUAUUUCUGACGAUGUACCAAAACCGCUACCAAGGAUGCAAAGUCAGCAAGCACUCUCAGAUCGUCGACUAUCAACAUCUACCGUGAGCUCUUCAGGAAAGAAAGCGCCACCGCCUGUCGCUCGCAAACCAGUUCACCUCUCAGCAUCGCCAUCACUGACAUCGUCCCCCACACUAUCCACCGUAUCCGUAGCAUCACAAUCACGACCAACCUACCCUGUACCAAAACCACGUCAAACAACAGCAGAUCACACUGGCUUUGCACCACCUCCACGACGCAAUACCGGCGGCAUUGGCUCAACGGUUGGGGCUAGCUAUGGGAGAAGAGAUAUCGAGGAUAGGAGAGAAGUGAUGAGAGAUACUGCGACCCCGCCGCCUCCUCCACAGCCGAGGAGAGGAGCGAGGAAGACUCCUGUGAAUGGAAAUAGUGACGAUGAAGGAGCGAGGCCAUCGCUUCCGCCUAGAAGGCCGACGGAUCUUUUGGCAAACGAUGAACCCAUGAGCAGUAUGCAAGGCUGGGAGGCUCUGAAGCCUAAUUGA
Molecule: messenger RNA, 3807 nt
Organism: Cadophora gregata
Lineage: Eukaryota; Fungi; Ascomycota; Leotiomycetes; Helotiales; Ploettnerulaceae
Gene: INP52
Product: inositol polyphosphate 5-phosphatase
Exons: 6
Coding region: 1-3807 (1268 amino acids)
Biological process (GO): phosphatidylinositol dephosphorylation
Cellular component (GO): cytoplasm; membrane
Molecular function (GO): phosphatidylinositol-3,5-bisphosphate 5-phosphatase activity; phosphatidylinositol-4,5-bisphosphate 5-phosphatase activity
Source: RefSeq, a predicted model, not a curated record